GGGAGCGAGGGGAGGGGCCGGAAGCAACUCUACGCUUCCUGGUUGCUAAGAGACGGGGCUUCCACAAGCCAGACCGAGGUUCUCCGGCUUUCUUUUCCUCCCUUUUUCUGCUUCAGCGUCACCGAAUCCGGCUACCAUGUCGGACCCAGAAGCUGACAGCUUGCGAAGAACCUUUCCCUCUUACAUGGCGGAGGGCGAGCGGCUGUAUCUGUGCGGAGAGUUCUCUAAAGCCGCCCAUAGCUUCAGCAACGCUCUUCACCUUCAGAAUGGAGAUAAGAACUGCCUGGUUGCCCGAUCCAAGUGCUUCCUGAAGAUGGGAGAGCUGGAGAAGUCCCUGAAGGAUGCUGAGGCUUCACUCCAGAGUGACCCGACUUUCUGCAAGGGAAUUUUACAAAAGGCUGAGACCCUGUACACCAUGGGAGACUUUGAGUUUGCCCUGGUGUUCUAUCAUCGAGGCUACAAGCUGCGGCCUGACCGAGAAUUCAAAGUUGGAAUUCAGAAAGCUCAGGAAGCCAUCAACAACUCAGUGGGAAGUCCUUCUUCAAUUAAGCUAGAGAACAAAGGGGACCUCUCCUUCUUAAACAAGCAAGCUGAGAGUAUGAAAGCCCAGCAGAAGCCUCAUCCCGUGAGACAACUCUUACAUCACCCCAAGAGAGAGUCCAAGCGGAAGGGCUCGCUCAAGAGUGAGAAGAUUGUCCGCCAGCUCCUGGGCGAGCUCUACGUGGACAAGGAGUAUCUGGAGAAGCUCCUAUUGGAUGAAGACCUGAUCAAAGGCACCAUCAAGCAUGGCCUGACCGUGGAGGACCUCAUCAUGACAGGCAUCAACUACCUGGACACCCGCAGUAACUUCUGGAGGCAGCAGAAGCCCAUCUAUGCCAGGGAGCGGGACCGGAAGCUGAUGCAAGAGAAAUGGCUAAGGGACCGCAAGCGCCGUCCCUCACAGACAGCCCAUUACAUCCUCAAGAGCCUCGAGGACAUCGACAUGUUGCUGACCAGUGGCAGUGCUGAUGGCAGCCUUCAGAAAGCUGAGAAAGUGCUGAAGAAAGUGCUGGAAUGGAACAAAGAGGAGGUGCCCAACAAGGAUGAGCUGGUGGGAAACUUGUACAGCUGCAUAGGGAAUGCCCAGAUUGAGCUGGGGCAGAUGGUCGCAGCCCUGCAGAGCCACAGAAAGGACUUGGAGAUCGCCAAGGAAUAUGACCUUCCUGAUGCUAAGUCGAGAGCCCUUGACAACAUUGGCAGGGUUUUUGCCAGAGUUGGGAAAUUCCAGCAAGCCAUUGACACGUGGGAGGAGAAGAUCCCUCUGGCAAAAACCACCCUGGAGAAGACCUGGUUGUUCCACGAGAUCGGCCGCUGCUACUUGGAGCUGGACCAGGCCUGGCAGGCCCAGCAUUACGGUGAGAAGUCCCAGCAGUGUGCUGAGGAAGAAGGAGACAUCGAGUGGCAGCUGAAUGCGAGCGUUCUGGUGGCUCAGGCACAAGUCAAGCUGAGAGACUUCGAGUCGGCCGUGAGCAACUUUGAGAAGGCCCUGGAGAGAGCGAAGCUGGUCCACAACAACGAGGCGCAGCAGGCCAUCAUCAGCGCCUUGGAUGAUGCCAACAAGGGCAUCAUCGAAGAGCUGAAGAAAACAGACUACAGGGAGACGCUGAGAGAAAAGAGAGAGAGAGAAGAGGCCGCUGAAUUGGAAACCUUGAGAGCAGCGGCGGCGGCAGGGAAGGAGAAGGAAAGCGCGAGAAGAGCGAGAGACGAGCCCGAGAAGGUGAUGAAGCACUGGGAGCGAGAGCUAGCUGACAGUGAGAAAGAGACGGAAGACGAGUUGUCUCAGGAAACUCUGAGGGUCGCAGCGAGUGGACAAGAAGAAAACAGGCAGAGAGAAGUAGGGGAAGCCAGCUCCUUCAGAACAGGGCUGGGAGCCACAGGGCGAGACUCAGGAGAUGUUGCCAAGGGAGUGUCCAGAGACCUGGGCACAGGAAGCGAGGGAAAGGAGGACAGGAAACCGUUAGAAGUGGGCAGAAUGGAAUCAAGAGGAAUUUACAGGAGGCCUUCAGAGCUGGACCAGAAACCCUCGGGAGAAUUAAGCAGAAGGAAAUCGGAAGGACUGGAGAGUCAAGUUUCAGAAGACAACAGAAGAGAGUCAGAAGAAAUAGGGAAAACAGAACUGGGAGAAACAGCAGAAGCAACAAAGGCAGAAAAUGGUGAAAACGUGGAAGAAGGUGAAAAAGAAGAUGAAUAA
Molecule: messenger RNA, 2230 nt
Organism: Odobenus rosmarus divergens (Pacific walrus)
Lineage: Eukaryota; Metazoa; Chordata; Mammalia; Carnivora; Odobenidae
Gene: ODAD4
Product: tetratricopeptide repeat domain 25
Exons: 12
Coding region: 137-2230 (697 amino acids)
Cellular component (GO): cytoplasm
Molecular function (GO): protein binding
Source: RefSeq, a predicted model, not a curated record